AUGAAUUGGGACAAUUACCCAACGAUACCAAACAUGAAGGUGAGUCUUCUGGGAGAUAAUAAAAUAUUUGGAAACCCCUUUUUUUUAAAAACAGUAACUCCUGGUACUUGGUCCCCAUGGUCGAUCUGGUCAAAUUGUGAUAAAACGUGUGGGAAUGGAACGCAAACUCGAAAUAGAACAUGCAGUCCCCUUAGCCAUGUGUGCGAGUUAACUAAUGGUUCAUAUAGUGAACAAGAAAUUGAAGGAAGAAAAUGCUUUUCAAUGGUCUGCAAUAUUAACGGAGGAUGGGGACCAUGGGUAACUAUUUCUGGCUGUUCCGCAAAUUGUGGUGGAGGAGUUUACACGCAAGAAAGAGAUUGCAACUCACCUCAACCUAAAGGACUUGGCAACCCAUGCGAGUUUAGCACAUACGAUGGCCACGGUUUACAUGAAAAUCGCACCGUGUCUUGUAAUACUGAACCGUGCACAGACGUAAGCAUCUGGGGAGAAUGGACGGCAUGGUCAAACUGUUUUCCCAAUUGCGCGAACGGACACAGACACCGAAAUAGAACAUGCAUCGUCCUAGCUGACAGUAUAGGCUGUCUCAUUAACGGUACUCAUUCGAUGAAUGACUCCGAAAGAGAAGUAUGCAGUAUUGCAACUUGUCCAGUCAAUGGAAGCUGGUCACAAUGGAACAGUUGGUCAGGAUGUUUGAAAACGUGUGAUAAUGGUACUAGGUACAGAACUCGCCAAUGUUCCAGUCCUGCACCAAAAUAUGGAGGAGUAAAGUGCAAAGGAAUUGAUGGGACAAUAGCAUUAGAAGAAGUGGGAUUAAAAUACUGCCACAAUGAUCCAUGUUUUCGAUUUGGAGGUUGGAGCAAAUGGAGAAAUGUUACAGAGUGUUCUAUCACUUGUGGAUUCGGAACAUUUGUAAGGAAAAGAUACUGCAACAAUCCCACCCCAAUUGGACAGGGUGGGUUGUGCAUUGAUAUGAACAAUAAGCCAGUGUUGCAUGAAUUAAAUACAGUAGGGUGUUCGCUUGGUGAGAGAUAG
Molecule: messenger RNA, 1032 nt
Organism: Hydractinia symbiolongicarpus
Lineage: Eukaryota; Metazoa; Cnidaria; Hydrozoa; Anthoathecata; Hydractiniidae
Product: coadhesin-like
Exons: 7
Coding region: 1-1032 (343 amino acids)
Source: RefSeq, a predicted model, not a curated record